AUGUAAAUUGCUAACGACGAGUAUGUUAUACCAAAUCUACUACAAGGAAUCGAUAUCAGAAAUCAUGUACAGAAUUGAUUUAUAUUAAGGAAAUCUCAACACUAUCCUAAACCCUAGAUAGAUUGCAUUUUAUUAAGGGUUUGCAUGAGGAAGACAAUUUGCGAUUGAGAGCCAUUAUUACUGAUAUGUAAUAUAAUUUUGAAGCUCUUGUGGCACAAAAGUAAGUGUUGUAUUCAAUUUAAGGAAUAUUGAAAUCUCCAGGCUCAGUGGAAGAGUCAAAUAUUUAGAACACGAACUUUACCAAAUUAAUAGAUUGAAUUAAGAUAAAUUUCAAAAUUCUAACAGGGUUGAAGCUGAACCUCCAAAACUUAGAGAAUUGGAAAGAGCAAUGAAAUAAAAGGAUUAAUAAAUUCAAGACAUUACUAAUUAGCUUUAAUAACUUAUGACACAAUUUGCAAAUAGAAAUUAAGACUCUGGUUCAGAAAUAAAAAAGAUUUCAAAAGACUCGAAAGAGCUGAAUUUGCCAUUUUUAGUUGAAAAUGAUAAUUUAAAAAAACUAAACGCAGAGUUGAAUCGUUAAGUUAAAAAUAUGAAUGAUGAAAUCAAUACAUUAAAAUCGGAAUUAAAUGAAGCAAAUGCUGAACUAGCCAGAAGAGAACGAAAAUUAAGAGAAUAUCUAUUAAUUGAUAAAAUGCGUGCAGAAAGGGAUGAAGAAGUCAAAUAAAAUUUAUAACCUGUUUAUGUUAAAGUUUCAGAAGAUAAAAAUUUAUUAGAUGGAGUCUUAGCUUUAAUGCAUUAUAUGAGAGAAUCUAUCACAGAUAUCAUAUUUGAAAUAUUUGUGAGAUCUGCUAAUCAAGCUUUUAAUAGAAAAUAGAGUUCUGCCAUUUUGUUUUCAAUAAAUACAAAAGAAUUAAAAAAUAGAAAUGUGAGAGGAUUUCUCAUUGUAUUAUACUUAUACAGAAAGUAUUUAAAUUAUACGAUAUUAGAAUGAAGAAAUUUAUUAAAAUAUAUUUUCCUUAUUAUGGAAAAUUGAUUUUAAAUGAUCACAUGGCUAGAAUAGCACUUGGAGAAGAUGAAUAUCAUUUAUCUGAGCGAAGAGAUGGAACGAAUCUAUGGUUGGAGGAAUGCUUAGCUAAAUUAUCAAUUCAAAAGCGAAAAAGUGAUAAGAAUAAUGAAGAGGAUGCUGAAUACCAACAUUUAUUUAGACUUCUAUCAUUAAGAUAUAGAUGCAAAUAUCCCUUGAAAGGAAACGAAGAAAUGAGAGUUGAUUUAGACAUAAGAGUAAGAUUAGAGAAUAAAAUAUGCAAUUCACUUUUAAAAUUAUUUAUUGAUUGA
Paramecium octaurelia is the source of this 1335-nucleotide messenger RNA. The record is from the annotation of a GenBank genome assembly. NCBI's taxonomy places the organism in Eukaryota, Ciliophora, Oligohymenophorea, Peniculida, Parameciidae.